Plodia interpunctella (Indianmeal moth) is the source of this 5931-nucleotide messenger RNA. RefSeq names its product odorant receptor 30a (gene Or-18). Gene Ontology annotation, cellular component: plasma membrane. Gene Ontology annotation, molecular function: olfactory receptor activity; odorant binding. Bases 3695 to 4834 code for a protein of 379 amino acids. Gene Ontology annotation, biological process: detection of chemical stimulus involved in sensory perception of smell; sensory perception of smell. Lineage: Eukaryota; Metazoa; Arthropoda; Insecta; Lepidoptera; Pyralidae. The record is from RefSeq and is a predicted model, not a curated record. The transcript has 5 exons.
AGAAACCGCUCGAACAAUGUGAAUCAAAUUUUCCUAGAUUUUAGUUCAAUGAACAUCUCAAACACAGAGUUAUUUUUACUGAAACAUAAUAUUAUUUUUUUUUAAAAAGAGCCUGAACAAAAUCAGGUUUUAAAUGAACACUUAAGAACUUGAGAUUUUCACGACAUACUUACAAGAUGGAAGCCGAUGAGAUUUAUCGUUAUCAGUCAUGUAAUUAUAUCAAGGAUUUUAGUAAGCAGAUGGUUGUAAAACAUUUAGAUCAUAUAAAAUAUCAGCAUUCGCCAAAUAAUAUUGACGUCAGGCACGCAGCCGGUCAUAAAAGACGAAUCUUUAAGAUUUAAAGUAUUUUUAUUUAUUUACGCAAACUUCGAGGCGUCGCAACUAAGGAUUUUUUUCUUUACUUGUUGAAGUAGGCUCUCACUACCUACCACAUAUUUUAAAUAUUGAUUAAUUAAUCGAAUGUAAAUUUAUAAAUGUAUUAAUUUCUGAUAUUUAUCUCUAGAACAAUAUUUUAUUAUUAUUAAUUGGCAAAAAUAUCGUUGAAGGGUUUUUACCAAGCUUUAAAUACAAGGUCAACGUUUAAACUUGGUCAAAAACAUUUUUUUUUUAUUUUAAAUUAAUUUAACUACUAACUAUUUUUAAUUAAUAUUAUUUUAAGCCUUAAACAAAAAUUGACCGCUUAUUUGGUCGAUAAUAAUGAGAGUAGGUGUGGUGGAAAUCAAAAUUUUUAUCAAACUUUUUAGCAAUAAAAUAAAAAUCAUUCCAUGUGUGUUUAAACAAUCGGCGGGAAUUAUUUUCGUUUACAUCUGUCAUCUCGUGAAAAAUAUUUGAAUAAGGAAUACAAUGUCACUUUUUUUGUUGCCUGUGCAACAGUGAUCCUGGGCAAAAAUAAUAUUAUAGUUUAAUUUUUCACCAAUUUUUUCUUUGAGUUUCACCACUAUUUUCAUUGUAAAAUGUAAAUAGCAUGUGUAGAUAACACUAACGCAUUUGUGCCUUGAAUAUGGUGCAUCUUUGUUUUAAAAUAACGCUUAUUACUGAUAUUAUACAUUUAUAAUAAUUAUAGUAAUUAAAUUUUUGUUAAAUCCAAUCCCACAAAUAUUGUAAAUCUGAAAGUUUAAAUGUGUGUGUAUGAUAUUUGUUACUUAAUCACGAAAAUUCUACAAGAUGGAUGACGAUUAAAUUUGGUACAUGGGUAGAAUAUAAUCUGGAAAUGCACAUAAGAGUACUUUUUACAACGGAAUUCACACGGGAGCGAAGUACCGGGGCGCAGCUGAUAACAGUUUUAUAUUUAAUUAUAAAUACAAAGGUUUAUUUAUUUAUGGGAUGGGAACAUUAUAAGGGACAACUGUAGCUCAGUGGCGCCCUCUAAGUUCUUUGUUUAUGGUUUAUUCAGUAGGUUUACGGUAACCCUUUAUUGAAAAUUGCAUUGUUUUUAUUUGUUGCCGCAUCGACGGCCUCUGAGCAGAGAUGGGUAGUUUCUUCCCAAAAAGUCGGGGGAUUUAUUGGGAAGAAACUGGGAAAAUUUUGGGAGCAAACCCAUUUCUGACUCGGAGGACUUCGAUUAUCGGAGGCCGUUGGUAUCCAUUAAUUAUGUCACACACAAAUUUAACGAUGUUUUUACCCUCCUGUGAGACCGUCCUAGUGUAAUGUGAAAUAUUUUUCAACAUCACUAAAUUAUUGAAAAUAGAUUUUAUUAUUUUUAAUAUUCAAAUUGUUGUUCAUUAAAUUCGUACAUCAAAAAAAUGUAGGUAUAAUUUGUACCCGAUAGCCAAAUAUAUAACAAUAGGUUAUUGUUCACAAAUGUGACAUAAUUUAUGGAAGGCUCCUGUGGGAUAGACAAAAAUAAUUUUUAGUCUCCACAUCUAUUAUCCCAUGUGUUCACAAAGUUCGAAGUACCUGUCAUUUUGUUUAAUUCACGACUGCCGAACAGCGGAAGUUUACUGAAAAUAUGGUAUAAGUUUAAAUUUAUGUGUGUAAAUUUAUGAUACUUACAAUACAUCCAAACUAUAUUGAAGUAUAGACUGACUAAACAUUCCUUGGGUCUUCCUGGCUAUAUAAAGCCGCUAUUCCUACUAUUGUCUCUAAUCGUACAUAAUAUACAGUAUGUCAGGAAAGUAAAGAAUGCUGAUUUUAGACGAAUCACCUAAAUUUUUAUUUUUUUGCCAUUGCAACACCAAAUUGCUUGAGAAACACUCAGUGUUGCUAGCCAACAGGAGAUAGCGCCCUCACAUUUCUGCACUUUCUUGACAGACUGUGGGAGGACCGGCCUAAAAUACGUUAUUUACACAGAUUUAAAGUAAUGUUUUUAUAUCUGUGGUUAUUUAUUACCAUGGCAGUCGUGUUUAUUGAAUAUUUUAGUACCUAGUUAUUUUAGAAUAAUCUGUUGUAUUUGUAUAUGCGCAUGUUGUGAUAAGCUUGUUCCAUUGCCACUUAUUAAUAAAUAUUUGCAUCACAUUUGUUAAUAAUUUUUUUAUCUUUAUUACAAUUUAUUACAAAAAAGUUCUUUGUACAAGAUUGGGGGUCAGAUGUUAUGCCCCAAAGGGAAGAUCUUCUUUUCCUUUUGGAACCGCGGCAGCUCCAACAGUGUCAUGUGUGUUCGCCGAAAUUGAACAGAUUUGGCAUACACUUUAUACCGAAAUUAAUAACGAAAUGGAAUUCCAUACAAAGUUUCCGGCCGGAUUUUUGUUCGACUUCAAUUACGUUCUUUCUUACAUCUAAGUUUAAACAUGGAAUAUGAUCAUUUACGAACAGGUUUAAAGUUUUAUUUGAGGGAUAAGAGGGUAGAUAAGGACGGAUGUGUUUCUCACAUAUCCGUUAGCUCAGUGGCGCAAUCUUCAAGUCUUUGUUAUCUUGAUUCACUAGGUUUACGGCAGAGUUGAGCGUAAUCGGUUACAUUUGUGAUCUGUUUAAUAAUAAGAUUCAAAUCAAUUCAGAUUACUUUCAAUCGAAGAAAAGUAAUCUUAAUUUCAUUCGCGACAGAUUAUUAUUUGCGAUUAAUUUUCACUAGAGACAUCCCGCUAGUGUCAAGUGUAUUAAUAUUUUUAGUGCCAUAUAAAAAUCUUAGUGGGUCUUAGUUACUCGGUACGAUCCGGUCGGUUUGACCACCCUACCAAGUCGCGCGUGGUCGAUUGACCAACCAAGAGAAUGAUUAUAAUUUAGCCAAAGAAUAUCCCUGUUGGGAUGCAGAGUUAGAAAAGGCAUGCCUCAUUAGGACUGUUUUUGGAUAUUGGGAAGGUACAUUUAUACUAAUAGUACACUUACACUUAGAAUUUCGAUUUAUUUUCUCUCAUAUAUAUAAAUUUUUAUUUCAGACAAAAUUUACGUAAAUAUCUACUGCUGAGGCACAAACAAAUUAAAACAUUGAAAAGAAAAUGCAAAAACAUUUGAUUUUAUGAAAUUUCAUCCCAAAUUAUAUAUUCCAUAGAAAAUAAUUAAAAAACCCACUUAAGUAGACAUAUUCAAUUUAUUUUUUUCCUAAUGAUCGAAUAAUAUGGUCAUUGAUUGAGUUUUACAUGAGAAAAUUGUUCUUAACUGCUCAAAGAUAUGCAAUUUUCCGUGACAUUGAGUUUAACUUUCAAAAGUUGUACAAUGAUUGUCAAGUUCGCAAAGUACCUACUUAGUUACCAAUUAGUUAUCAAUUGUUAACUCGUGUAUCUAAUUUAAGUAGAUACCUUGGUCAUGAACAGUCGGCAAUAUGCCAGCACACGAAUCUAACGAUAUUUGUGCUCCAGGGAAAUAUUAUUUCAUGUUUAAUUUGCAAUUCCUUACUCUAGUCGGUUUGUGGCGAAACGAUUCUUGGCCGAAAAGAUGGUUAUUUUUCUACGACAUUUAUGAGACAACCUUGCACAUUCUGCCAAUGAUUUAUAUCGUCAUAACUUCUAUUGGAACUUAUCAGCAACGUAACGAACUAACCCUUUUCUUGGCCAACGUGGACAAGAAUCUAGUGGCUGUCAACUUUAUCACGAAAUAUAUUAUCUUCAUGAUGAAGCGCAAGCAGCUAUCCAUGCUGAUAACUGAAAUCAUUCACUCUGGGGACAAUAUAACAAAAAAAUGCGUCAAAUUAAUGUCUAUUCACGUCAUAGUGGUCACAAUAUUUUCGUUGUCCGUAGUUACUGCUUUUUGUUCGCAAGCAAUAAUGAAUAGAGAAAUGAUAGUGGAAGCAUGGCUGCCAUUUGACACGAUGAAAAAUUUGAAACAAUAUCUCACUGCGUUUCAAAUUUUAGCGACUAUGUUCACUCCCAGUGUUUUGAGAGGAAUCGCUAUGCAAGGAUUGAUUUGCAGUAUAAUUAUGUAUUUGUGCGAACAAUUAAAAGAAUUGCAGCGGAGAAUUCGGUCUUUAAAAUUUUCCUUAGAGAAUGAGGUGCAAAUGAGGAAUCGAUUCAAAGAUAUCAUUAAAAAACACGUGCGUCUGAUGAAAUACAGUCAGACUAUGAAAGUUAUUUUCAACGAGUAUUUCUUCGUGCAGAAUUUGGCAAUCACCUUAGAAUUGUGUUUGAAUGCGGUUAUGAUGACAGUGGUUGGUCUCAGCCAGAAAAAGUUACUAAUCAGUUUUCUUGCCUUUCUUUGCGUGGCUCUUCUGAAUGCGUACAUUUACAGCUAUCUCGGUAACGAGCUGAUUAUCCAAAGUGAGAAUAUAGCACACGCGGCAUACGAUACAGAAUGGACAUCGUGGCCGGUCGAUUUGCAGAAAGAUCUCCUGAUCGUGAUCAGAACUGCUCAGAAACCGUUGGUCAUCAGCGCGGGUGGAAUGGCAAACAUGUCUAUGCAAACGUUUGCACAGGCGCUCUACAAUGGAUACUCGAUUUUUGCAGUACUAGCUGACGCGGUAGAUUGAAACGUGCGAAUUGGACUCGCGCACCAUGGGUUCCGUACACAUUUGAAGUCUACACUUAGCACACAAAGGGUAGUGGGUAGUGACCUUACGUUACUGUCUCAAGUCGAUGCUAUAUGCACCUGCAGGCUUACUCUAGAAUCACAAUCCCAAUUUCAAUGCGAGAAACGUCAUUUGGCACUCUUGAAUUUAACACUAGCGCCACAUUGGUGCGGAUAUUGAGUGAACUAAAUUUCAUUGGGAUUGAGUUUUGGAACGUCGUUACUCUUGAAACCACUUUGACAGCUCCACAUUGCGUUGAAAUUGUGUUAUUAUUGGAUAUUGUAACAAUAGCGAAAGAGUAACUUUGUUAGAAUUGAGUUAAACCGCAUCGGGCAUGUUGAAUGUAAAAGGAUUUUCUCACUACGAUAUUAAAAGCUUGUUACACUCUGUUGUUACACAUAAUAUUAUUAUCACCUUUAUACCUAUACCCUUUGUCAAAUAUCAUUAUUCUAGGUGCACGGGAAGUAAGUAUAUGAUAUACUAUAGGUAUUGAUUUUCCUAGUAACAUUUGCGACAUUCCGCAUUAUUAAUUAAUUAUUGACAAAUUUCAUGAUUCAACGGUCAACGGUGUGUAUGUUUUGAAUUUCCUGUGAAAUAGUAAAAAUUUUAACAUACAUUUUCGUAUAUUCUGAACGCGUUGACUUACAAGUUUUAUAUGUUCACAACUUAAAAGGAUUUGGGGGUACCAUGAAACAUAAAACGCGUAGCACGUCCUCACGUUCUCUCUUUUUUACACGAUGCGUAUACGAUAUGGGAAAAUAUGUCUGUCUCUUUUUCCCAUAUCAUGUACUUACGUAUGCUGUCGCAUGAGACGUUAGUGACGUGCUAAGUAUUUGUAUAUUUCGUGGUAGGUACUCUUCUGUAGUGUACAACUACAAAAGCCGUCACAGAUACGUGUACUUAAAAUCUAAUGUGAAUAGACAUUAUAAUAUUAGUGGAAUUAUCGUUUCUGAACUCUAAAUAGAUAAAAGAGAACUGUAGACUUAUUACAUAGAAAGGAAAUAAUUAUACCUUUUGGCACAAAAGUAUUACCGCCAUCAACGAAAAGACAUUUUUAU